This is a messenger RNA of Ciona intestinalis (vase tunicate), 2760 nucleotides long. NCBI's taxonomy places the organism in Eukaryota, Metazoa, Chordata, Ascidiacea, Phlebobranchia, Cionidae. The record is from RefSeq and is a predicted model, not a curated record.
UACAUAAACAGAAAAAGAUUCACCGUUGACUGCAGUUGCCAUCGGAAGGAUUGUGUCCAGCGGUUCACCAAUUGUGGGGGGCGGCUAAUGUUGAAGUUGCGGGUUCGCGCUCCGAAGCCUCGCGACGACGCUGUUCCAUCCUGCCCCGACGCACGCGCUAUCCGCUUCCGCAACGCAUUGCACGACACUUGUACGGCACAUCUCAGUUUAUUGUACGGUGAAAGUGCGACAUCGAGCUUAGAGACAAAGUGAGAACAGCAGGGUAUUGCAAGCCCCGUACUGUCUCACAGUACAGGAAAGUGAAAGGUUUAUAUAACGAAAAACACGUGUAGCAAAUUAAUAAAACGCGUCAUUGGCAUGUGGCAAUUGCCUCGCCUGGCAUACACACAACUGGGUAAUUGUUUUAUUAUCACGAUUAGAAUGACGGGAAAGUAGAUGUUACGAAAGCAGCGAAACUGCAUUCUAUUCCUGUCAUGCUUUUGUUUUCGCUAUACAACGUUGCUUUAUAUUCAAUCUUUAUGUAUUAGUGUUAAAUUUAGCUAUCUUUAUAUCAUUAAAUCUGUGCUAGAGCACAAUCAACCGCUACAAGUGAUAGAAUUAAUCUUACCAAAUUAAAUAUGAGACCAAUAAGUUUGUACCCCGACAUUGUCAUACCAAAAGUACCAUUGGGUAGGCUCGUUAUAGAUGCAAUUAAAGUACACGGAGACCGUGUAGCUUGGAUUGAUGUUAGCAACAGCGGCGAAAAAUACUCGUUUAAUAGAAUCCGUAAGGCGGCGCUAAAGUGCGCAAACGCGUUAUACAAAGAGGGGAUCAAGAGAAACGACAUCGUUGGUGUAUUAUGUCCUAACUCAUGCCAACAGAAAAUUCUUGUAUUGGCCCUCGCUUUAUGCGGAUGCACCAUCGUACCCGUCAACAAUUUGUACUCAAAAGAUGAGGUUGAACGACAAAUGCAAAUUGUUGAACCAAAGAUUCUGUUUACAUCAUCCGAUCAAAUAAAUAAACUGGAAUGUUGUUCACCAAACGUCAAGGUUUACAUAUUUGGACCAAAUGAAAAAGAAAAUGUUUUUCUCAAGUUUUUGGAAGUUGGGGAGGAAGAAGGAGUCCACUUGGAUGGCGAGAUCGACAUCAUGAACGACGAUUUGUUUUUACUUUGUUCAAGCGGGACAACUGGCCCUCCCAAGUUGAUACAACAUACCAACCAUAGUAUGGUGGCUGGGACACAAAUUACUAGAGUUUUAUACAAGCGAGGUGCAGGAAGUGCAUCUUACACCAGUGCUCCAAUGUUUCAUGUUGUUUCUAUUGUUACAAUGUGCUCACAUUUAAUGCAAGGCAGCACUCUUGUUCUGCCUCACAAGAACACAUUAGUUGAGCUACUGGAGUUAACACAACAGUACAAAGUCACACACGCUUUCAUGUUUACUCCGAAAUUAUUCGAAAUUAUGAAAUUUGACGAACUCAAUAAAUAUGAUGUUUCUACUUUGCAAGAGAUCAGCAUAGGGGGUUCCCCUUCUACAUUUGAGAUCAAAAACUUGGUGAAGAAAAAACUUGACGUUGUAUCUGUUUUGGAUGGUUAUGGAUUGACUGAGGGCAUGGGGAUUGCUUGCACCGAUGUUGUGAUAUCUAAGCCUGGAUCAGUUGGCUUUGUAGUUCCUAAUGUUUCACUCAAAAUUAUGGAUAUUGAAGCAAGGAAAGAGCUUGGUGCCAAUAAAUGUGGUGAAAUAAUGGUCCAAAGCGUUCAGACUGCAAAAGGUUAUUACAAAAACCCUGAAGCUACAAAGAAUAUGUUUGAAGAUGGCUGGUUGAAGACGGGUGAUAUGGGAUAUUAUGAUGAAGAUGGAAAUCUUUAUAUAACUGAUCGAAUUAAAGAUGUUAUUAAAGUUAAUGCAGUGCAGGUUUCUCCCACCGAGCUUGAAUCUGUUUUAAUGAAACACCCCAAAGUUUCCGAGGUCGGGGUUAUUGGGGUUCCCGAUACGGUGGGGUUCGCAGGGGAAGUACCUAAAGCCUUCAUAGUGAAGAAAGACCAGGAGUUGCUGGAACACGAGGUGCAUGAGUUUAUUAAAGAUAAGUUGGCAGAUUAUAAACAACUAAGAGGAGGCGUGGUGUUCAUUGAUGCAUUGCCUAGAAGUGGGAGUGGAAAGAUAUUGAAACGAGAUCUUUUACAAAUGCAUCAAUAACUUGCCUUUUUCCUCGCUUUGUCAGAAAACGACAGGCGUGAGUUAACUGUUUCAAACCUCUUCAUCGCUUACAAGUUUAUUCUUGCUAUCGGGAUACCAACAAUUGUUAUAACACGGGUGUUGCUAAUUUAAUUACACCACAAAAAGGAAAACAAUGCGAGAGAAAACGGCUGACGCAAAACGAAUUAUUGAAUAUAUCGUUUUUAUUCUUGGGUGAAAGUUAAGAGGGAUACCGCGGUGGUCGUAAUGGGCAGUGCACUUAAAUGCAUAUAGUUUGGUCGGGAUACGACCCCCAUAGACCGUUGGUAACUGUUAAAAACACGCUUAGGAUAUUUGUAUAUAAUGAGCUAAAGGUGUCCCAUUUUCCCCCACCCACAAAAGAGUUCAAAAUAUGAAAAUCAUGAGUGUGGUUCGUGCGACGCUGCGCGCAGGAUGGUAGCAGCGCUGAGCUUCGAACCCAGUAUGUAAACCUACAGAAUGAAAACAUGUCUUAUCUUACCCUACCCUAUUGUAAGUCUUUUAUGUACCGAAUGUGAUCGUAAUUCGUAACAACGAUCCGGUCCUGGCUUAGGAAUUAAACCAGCUC